This is a messenger RNA of Bipolaris maydis ATCC 48331, 609 nucleotides long. Lineage: Eukaryota; Fungi; Ascomycota; Dothideomycetes; Pleosporales; Pleosporaceae. The record is from RefSeq and is a predicted model, not a curated record.
AUGUCACUUCGGCAACAAGAUCCCGCGUAUACGCGUCUUGGGUACAGUAUUCUGGACGUUCCCCCGUUGAAGCUAUACGACCGGCUGAUCAUCAUACUUGCUUUGCUACCAGAGCAUUUCCGACGUUAUCCUGAUGAGGCUACAUUGCAUUGCUCUCGUGGUAAACAGAAUGCUCAGGCAGAUAUUACACAUGGAGUACAUGUCAUUCAAGUGACAUAUCCUUCCCCAAUGGGGGCUGUACCAGUCGUUAUCUCGCGAAUAAUUGCCGCGAUAGCAGAUCUGAUAGUUUCCCCUCCGCGAUUGGCAGUCUUAUCCGAACCAGCCUUCCCCAACUACCAUCCCAUGUCUUGGGGAUUGCAAUCACACCAGCCGGCUACUGCAAAGCCCAGACUCCCGCCGCCCAAUGCUCGCAUGGACAUGGUAUCUGCGCAAAUUGACCGCGUGACGGAUCAAAACCAAAGUCUUUAUAUCGAACCAGCUCGUACGGUUCCUCUGGUCUACGACAUUCAACUGGCGGAUUCAUACGUUGCUUCAAGAUAUCGUGAUAGGGUACUUAUCCACCGGGAGAAACCACGGCCGGCGGAUUAUUGCACUGGUACGGAUGACUAA